AUAUGCAACGACAGAGAAUUUUACAUUUUGACAGAGCGAAUUUUCAUGGGAAGGUGAAGAAAUUAAAUUUUUGCCAUUAAUACCUUAUAAUUUCGUUAAAUUUUCGGUUUAGCCGUGUUAAGUAAAUAAGUUUAAAGCUUUACAUUUAAGUACCAAGCUUCCGAGAAAAACGAAAAUGAAAGUUCUGCUCUUGACAUUGUUCGUAAUAGGCGUUGCAACAGCAGCGGAGAACCCCGUCCUGUUGCUUGCAGACAGCCCAACACGCGCAGCGCUGACAACAAUUCAAAAUGAAGAGUUCUCUAGCAUUUUAACUCCGCUGGCCAAAGACCACAUGAUUGUUGCGAUUCAAGAAUCUGGUCUGUCUUCCCAUGACUUCCUUUGUAAGAGAAAUUGCACUGAGUCACAAUGCAGUGCAGUACAACAACAACAGUCAUGUUACGCUCACUUAAGCAGCAUCUCACCGAAAACUUUCUACCGUAGUGUCAAAAAUGCAAAUAAAGUUUUGGAAUCGUUAGAUCCUGACUACAGUGUGGUUACACUCUCUAAUAGUGGAAAGCUUGAAACGCCCCUAAAGUGUCAAGCCAACAAAGUUGUUUUUUUGCGAUUCAAUGAGGAAACUGAGCUAAGUCGUGCAGAAACUUUGGAAGCACAUGAUUUCGCUAUUGCAAAUCUAAUGAAGGAAGUAUCCUGCCCAACAGUCUUUUUGUAUACAUCCACACCUGCUAGAGGACGUUCACGUCGUGCCGUUUCCGUUUCGGAGACUGCGGCGCCAGAAGGUGGUUACAUAUUUUCCGACACUAAGUUUCAGAUUUUCUUCACCAAUUUGACUGUUCAGAUUGGAAGUGCCGCGUCAAAAGAAAUUAUAAUUAGCAAUAUGAAAAUCGUGGAAAACAACAGCACCGACUUUACUGUUACACUUACCAGCGCUACUGCUGCUGACACUAUUACUUUCGAUAUUGCGCUGGUGUCGGGGUACUACUACAUGAAGCUAUUGACUUACAAUAAUGCAACACAAUUCCGUACUAACGGUAUAAACGCACCUCCAGCCUUUUCAUACUAUUGCGGCAAUUUGACUGUUUCUUCAACGGCUGGUGACCAACUCUUUUGGAAUUCCGUGCAAUUCCAAGCACCUUUUGGUGCUACAGUUACGGCAGCAGGAACAUAUUUUGAAUUCGGCGAGUCGUGGAAUUGCGUUGGCUUUGUCACCCCUGCAAUCCUUGGCGGCCUAUUUGUAUCCGCGAUUUUACUUACGAUCCUUUUCAUUGGUAUUUGUUGGAUGAUGGAUAUCAACACUAUGGACCGCUUUGAUGAUCCCAAAGGCAAGACAAUUACAAUAAGUGCCAACGAGUAAAUCGGGUGAUAAACGUGGGUAGCAUUAAUUGAUAAUCUACUACUGUUAUCGACUCCUUUUUUGCGCUGUCAGAUGCGCACACUUCAUUCCCCUUUAUUCUAUGUUAUUAUUAUUUUAUGGCAUUAUACGAGCCAAUAUCGUUUACCAAAGUCUAUUUUUGGAUGUUAAGCACAAAUUGAAAGUUGACUAAUUACAAAAUGUGGCUUUGAGCAAAUUGAUACGCCAUCCAACAUAAAAAUUCAUAAAUUCAUAAAUAUGGAAAUUAGAGUUACAGAAAAACAAUUUCUUCUUCUUCUAAGUUCGAUUGGUAUUACAAAAUAAUGGAGGAUUUUGCAAGCGCAUUUAGAAGUUUCCCCCACAAUUCCCAUUAUAUUUUUCGAUUUCUUCCCUCAGCAUCGACCACAUUUAUAUCGCUUAUGUUGGUUUAUGGGAAUUGUUGUUGAAACUUCAAUGUCUAAUGCACAUGUAUUUAAAUUAAAUUUAAUUAUGAUUUUUGUUAUAAAUAUUGCAACGUUUCGCCUUCCUAGUUUUGUGCCUUAACCGAAUUUUGGUAAGAGCCUGGCCUGUGUUCAUUCAGUGGCGUCAAUAUAUUUUGUGUGUGAAUAUGUUUGUAAUCAACCAAUGACCUUCUAAUAUCAAUGUGGUGUAUGUACUCGAUUUUUAUACGUACAUAUAUUAAAAUACUAUAUUUUAUAGUCCCAUGUAUUAAACGUUAGACUUAAAUGCGAAAAUGAUAAAUCAAAUAAAGUUGUUCUCUUUGUUGAUAA
Anastrepha ludens (Mexican fruit fly) is the source of this 2118-nucleotide messenger RNA. It is a transcript of the gene VhaAC45, whose product is annotated as V-type proton ATPase subunit S1. The transcript is spliced from 4 exons. NCBI's taxonomy places the organism in Eukaryota, Metazoa, Arthropoda, Insecta, Diptera, Tephritidae. The coding region runs from base 176 to 1351 and encodes 391 amino acids. Gene Ontology annotation, cellular component: proton-transporting V-type ATPase complex. The record is from RefSeq and is a predicted model, not a curated record.